AUGCAUGACCGCCGUAGAACUUGGGUGAAAAACACCGACCCGAACCGAUUUUAUUCGGGUCUGUUCGGGUUUAAAAUUACCGAUUACGUUAAAAUUAUUUCUUCGCCUGCGACUCUGCUUCAUUUCCUCGUCUUCGACUCUUCUUCACCUCUUCGUCUGCAGACUCGGCAUCAUUUCUUCGUCUUCAUCACUUCGCCACUCCAUCGUCUUCAUCACUUGAGUUUCUGGGAGUUGGGUGUGUUUACCUAUUGUUUUUGCCUUCCUUUUCGGCCUUUUCUGUGUUUACCUAACUAUAUCGGCCUUCGAUUACAGCUUCCUCAAGCUUUCUCAAGCUUCCUCGUAACCUUCAAGAUCUUCAGAUUCUCAGUGAAACCUUGGAAGAGAGAGAUGGCAGCAGCUUCAUUUAGGUGGAUACUUCAAUUACACAAGGACGUCCCUAAAGCGGCAAGAUUCUACUCUGAAGGCUUGGACUUCACUGUUAAUGUCUGCACUCUCCGUUGGGCGGAGCUUCAAUCUGGGCCUCUCAAGUUGGCUCUCAUGCAAUCCAAUGACCAUAUUGUCCAGCAAAAGGGUUAUUCUUCACUGCUAUCGUUCACGGUGACAGAUAUUAACAGCACAGUGACCAAAUUAAUGGCAAUGGGAGCUGAACUAGAUGGUUCCAUUAAGUAUGAAAUACACGGAAAGGUUGCGUCCAUGCGAUGUAUUGAUGGCCAUAUGUUGGGCCUUUAUGAACCAGCAUAAGAGCUCGGAAUCAACUUUCAUGACUACUUGCAACAUACGGUGGCAGCAGUGUGCUUAUGGUUUCUUUAACUCCACCAAAGGCAUGGAGAAGACAUGGGAUAUCACAUUUUUCUUUGGAUUUCCUUGAAUAAUUGAUAGAGUUUGUUCGUCCAGGUCAAUUAGGGCAGUACACAGUGUGUAAAGCAUAGGGCCUGAAAACAUUAAGAAAAUUCUCAAAUGUAGAAUUGAAAGGACGGACAUAUUUAAUUCAUCUUAAUAUUUACCUGUCAUAUAGAUAGGAUAUUUCUUGUUAUCCAUAUCUCCUAGAACCGACAGGAAAUCAUUUUUUGAUUCUUUUGGCAGGUCAUCUGCUCGUUUCUGCCUGCUUAUGGAGUUUGGAUCUUGUACCUGUGUUUCAAAAAAAUUAAAUUUGACUUCAAAACCUUAUCAUA
This is a messenger RNA of Cucumis melo (muskmelon), 1172 nucleotides long. RefSeq lists its product as uncharacterized. Bases 1 to 741 code for a protein of 246 amino acids. NCBI's taxonomy places the organism in Eukaryota, Viridiplantae, Streptophyta, Magnoliopsida, Cucurbitales, Cucurbitaceae. The record is from RefSeq and is a predicted model, not a curated record. The transcript has 4 exons.